GAUACUUGUCAAAAAAAGAAAAUAUCAAAACAAAACCACUUAUUUCAUAAUUACCCCCUAGUUUUUAACAAUUUUAUCUCAAAUUCGCAGUGUUUAAUUGGUGUUACGUGCGUUACGUGUUAGAGAAAACAUGCGGCAGUGAAAACGCGACUUUCACCAUUAAUUUUCUGUUAUAAAACCCGUAAUGGCCAUGGAAAUCAAACCUCUAGAGGAGCCGCUGCAAAACAAAAUCCUGCUGGAGGAGACGUUUUACGUGCUGUCGAAGAAGAGCAGCACCUUCAAGGUACGUCUGACCCCCAAGGGGCUACAUCUGAUAAAAGACACCUCGGACACUGUGAAGGAACAACUGGUGCUCCUUAAGGACAUCAUCGGGUGCCAGUGCUUAAGGAGCAAAAGACGCACCAGAAACUGCACUUGCCAAUCCCUACCUCGCUCAGACAGCUUACAAGUAGUCGAGGAAAACUCCAGUGAACUAGAUGAUACAGAUUGCAGUGCCUAUUUGUAUAUUUACGCCUAUAUCUUCCAAGGCACCAGCAAGAAGAGAGAGCGCACCAUAAUCACUUUAAGGUUUCGCUCAUUUGAUAAAUAUGAGGACAAUAAUAAGGAGGCACAGAGGUGGAGGUCUGCUAUAAAAAAACUAAUAAAAGAACCACUGAAUUCAGCACUGCUACACGAGAGUGUAUUGACAACAAGACACAGGGAAACCAGAAGGCUUUUGGUGCUUUGUAACCCGAAAAGUGGGGCUGGUAAGGGCAAACAGAUAUUCCAGCAAAAGGUGGCACCAUUGCUAAUGGAGGCGGAGAUUCCCUACGAUUUACAUAUGACAAAAUGUUUGAAUUUCGCCAGGGAGUUUGUGCGCACCAGUAAUUUGUACCAGUGGACUGGAAUUAUUGCCGUGGGUGGGGACGGCAUCGUCUUCGAAAUCAUCAACGGCCUGUUCGAGCGUCCCGACUGGUCCGCCAUCGUAAAGUCCCUCCCCAUAGGCGUGGUGCCGGGCGGGUCGGGUAACGGACUCGCACGCAGCAUCGCCCACCACUCGGCCGAGCCGUACUCGCCCACCCCCACCCUGCCGGCCACCCUGGCGGCCAUCCGCGGGGCCAGCGUGCCCAUGGACCUCGUGCGAGUCGAAACCCUCAGUCAGAUCUUGUUCUCGUUCUUGUCGGUGGGGUGGGGGCUGCUCUCGGACAUCGAUAUCGAGAGCGAACGGUUGCGGGUGUUGGGGGGCACCAGGUUCACCGUGUGGUCGGUCGCGAGGCUGAUCGGGCUCCGCUCGUACCGGGGCAAGUUGUGGUACCUGCCCUGCCCCAAUCCGGUUACUAAGAGGGGGGAGGACGAGGAGGAGUUCGGGAGUCCCGUUAAUGGCGGGGGGAGCACCUUGGAGCUGAGUGGGGAGGUGCUUUUGGAGACCGAGGAAGGGAGGCCCAGGGUAGACUCGUGGUAUAGCGCUCAUUCUAGACGUAGUGACUAUUUUUCGACCGGUGGCAGCUCAUAUCAGUCGACAGCGGAUAGUGGAUUAGGUGACGGGGACGGCCCAAGGCGCAUGUACGGGCCUGCGCCCACCUUGCCAAGCCUCGCCGCUCCAUUGCCGGAUACAUGGCGAUGCAUUGAGGGCAGAUUUGUCAUGGUUCACGCCUCGUAUCAGACCCAUUUGGGGGAGGAGUGCCUGAUGGCCCCCGAGGCGAGCCCGAACGACGGCCGCAUUUGGUUGUUGAUCGUCAAACACGGGGCCAGUCGCUCCCAAAUGUUGCAAUUCAUGUUGGGCCUGACCACCGGCGCGCACGCGGCCUCCGGAAACAGGGACCCCACCGGAAACAUCGAGUUGGUUCCGGUUAGUGCGUUCCGGAUCGAACCGGAUAUGCGCCAGCAGGGGUACUUGACGGUGGACGGGGAGCACGUGGAGUACGGCCCCAUCCAGGCGGAGAUUUUCCCCGAGUUGGGGCGUGUGAUGGUUCCUUGAUCCGAGGGGGGCGCCGCCCCGGGUCGCUCCAUAGUAAAACGCAAGUCCAAGGUGGUCGUUCUGUCCACGUUGGAGCCCCUCCUCAUCCGACUCGAUAGCAUUUAAUUUUAUUUUUAAAUUUUGAUUGUCAACAGCAACCAAACCAAACAGGAUCUAGAUCGGGCCUUCGGGACGGCCUAUAAACCGAAAAACCCGCGCAUUUCUUUCAGUAUUUCAAUAAUUUUUUGGUACUUAACCGCGUAUACCUCGGAAAUGAGUGCAGAAAAUAUUAAAUCAAACUUUAAGUGCUAAAAGCGUUCGUAUAGAUUAAGGGCUGUGAGUUGUAGCAUAUUAAAUACAUGGGCUGUACGAGCCCUAGUUGUUAAAAAGAAUUAUAUAGUAUAUUAUAGUAAAUGUCUCAUCAAAUGAAAAAUACUCUUGCACACUUUGUUAAAUGGAUGCUAAAGUUUAUGAUGCCAAACUACUUGUAAUUUUGACUCUUUUAUUACCAUUUCAGUAGGUUAAGGUGGUUGAAAAUAAACAGGAAAAAAAAUACCAAAAAAAAA
Anthonomus grandis grandis is the source of this 2502-nucleotide messenger RNA. RefSeq names its product sphingosine kinase 2-like. NCBI's taxonomy places the organism in Eukaryota, Metazoa, Arthropoda, Insecta, Coleoptera, Curculionidae. Gene Ontology annotation, cellular component: intracellular membrane-bounded organelle; membrane; cytoplasm. Gene Ontology annotation, biological process: sphingosine biosynthetic process. The transcript has 6 exons. Bases 185 to 1957 code for a protein of 590 amino acids. The record is from RefSeq and is a predicted model, not a curated record.